ACGACCAACACUACUACCAAGUGGGGCGCCAGAUAACAGUGUGGGUUGCACGAAACCGCGUGCUGGACACCCGGGAAUUCGAUACCGUUUUGGUGGUCAGUCCGUAAGUCAGUUCAGUCAGUAAGUUACUCGUUUCGGACGUACCCAAUAGAACAGUGGUUCGCUGUUUAGUAGCAACGCAAAGUUCCCAACGAUCCGACGAAGUGCAGGCUGAGAUCUCAAGAUGCUCUCGAAGCUCAUCACCGUGGCGUGUUUGGUGGCGGUGGCCAUCGCCGAGUCGGAGCUGAAAGUGGACGUCGUCAGCGUACCGGAGGGCUGCACAACGAAAACAAAGAACGGCGACAUGCUGACGAUGCACUACACCGGCAAGCUGACCGAUGGCACCAAAUUCGACUCAAGCUUCGACCGCGACCAGCCCUUCACGUUCCAGCUCGGAGCCGGCCAAGUCAUCAAGGGAUGGGACCAGGGCCUUACGGACAUGUGCGUCGGCGAGAAGCGCAAGUUGACAAUCCCACCAGAGCUCGGCUAUGGUGACCGAGGAGCCGGCAACGUUAUCCCCGGCGGUGCCACGCUCCUUUUCGACGUCGAGCUGAUCAACAUUGGCGACUCGCCGCCGACCACCAACGUGUUCAAGGAGAUCGACGAGAACAAGGAUAUGCAGCUGAGCCGCGAAGAGGUUAGCGAGUAUCUGAAGAAGCAGAUGGUGGCAGCCGACGGUGGCCAGGAGUCGGAGGACAUCAAGAACAUGAUCGCCGAACACGACAAGCUGGUGGAGGAGAUCUUCCAGCACGAAGACAAGGACAAGAACGGGUUCAUCUCGCACGACGAGUUCUCUGGCCCGAAGCACGACGAGCUGUAAGACUGGGCUUUCGGCCAACUACCUGAAGGGUGCUCCGAAAGCUGCGAGUUUGUUGCUGUUUUCCACGUUUUUCUUUUAGUAAUUGUAUGAAAUUUUACGUUUUGCCAAUGCCCGGUCCAAAACAUACGGUACUAUUUUACUGUACGGCUAGUUAGUACAAGGCGACGAGCGAACGGCGCCGUUCGCUUCCGCGGUUCCACGCCGGUGGAAUGGGAAGUGGCACCCAACGGUGGUUCUGUGCAAAUACGAGAAACAUUCAAUUGUUGACCAUUUGUUGAUUUUUUCGAUCGUUAGUUUUCCGUUGGAGGGAUAAGUUCCACGUUUGAGAUUCGUUUGCUGCUGCCAGCAAGACUUAUUUAUGAUGCUCACAGUUCCCCGACUUUUACUGUAAAAUGCGGUUUGAAACGCGUUCUACGUGCGUUGGCAAUCGUAACACACUUUUUAAGCUAACAACACACAUUCCUGAUUCUACUUUUACUCAAAAUACAGAUACCCCUCGAUGAGGCCCCACCGCGUGGGAUACAGUUUUACACCCAGAUAAAAGGUCCAUUCUUAAGUUUGAUCAUGUAAAUACAUUCACAUCACGCACAAGAUUCCUGAGGAGAGCGGCCGCAUUUCAGUUUUAGAACAAUCUGACUAGAAUCGUUCUUAGCUAAAUAUGAAAAUAACGACAUCGGUGCGAUAAAACACACAUGCACACACGAACUACAUAUCACAACAACGGAAAAUAAAA
Messenger RNA from Anopheles bellator, 1592 nucleotides. RefSeq names its product FK506-binding protein 2 (gene Fkbp14). The transcript is spliced from 4 exons. Gene Ontology annotation, molecular function: peptidyl-prolyl cis-trans isomerase activity; calcium ion binding. The record is from RefSeq and is a predicted model, not a curated record. Lineage: Eukaryota; Metazoa; Arthropoda; Insecta; Diptera; Culicidae. The coding region runs from base 224 to 859 and encodes 211 amino acids.